Drosophila hydei is the source of this 538-nucleotide messenger RNA. Its product is annotated as endocuticle structural protein SgAbd-6-like. The transcript has 2 exons. NCBI's taxonomy places the organism in Eukaryota, Metazoa, Arthropoda, Insecta, Diptera, Drosophilidae. Gene Ontology annotation, molecular function: structural constituent of chitin-based larval cuticle. Bases 69 to 386 code for a protein of 105 amino acids. Gene Ontology annotation, cellular component: chitin-based extracellular matrix. The record is from RefSeq and is a predicted model, not a curated record.
CUGAAGAUGCGGCACUGGCAUCAUUGGACGCUCAAUAGUUCAGACAAACACACAAAACGCUCGACAAGAUGGUGAAAAUGAUGCUAGUCGCUGCUCUGCUGCUCUUGGCUGCCGCCUGCUGCACCGCUCGUCCGCAGAACGACGUCGAGGUUGUGGAAUACGAAUCGGAUAACAUUGGCAUUGGCGGCUACAAGUUCAGCUACAAGCUGAGCGAUGGCACCACCCGCACCGAGGAGGCAGUUGUGAACAAUGCGGGCACCGAAAACGAAUCCCUAUCGGUGCGUGGCUCCGUCAGCUGGGUGGCGCCCGACGGUCAGACCUAUACAAUCAAUUUUGUGGCCGAUGAGAAUGGUUUCCAGCCGGAGGGCGCGCACCUGCCCAAGUAAGCCACAUGGAUAAUGGGAGAAACUAAGAGAGAGAGAGGGAGCGAGCGGGAGAGAGGAAUAUAGAGUCCAUGUUGUUUGUGCUGUGCAACAGUCAAUCAUUCAUUCAAUCAAUCAUUCAAUCAGCCAGCCAGUCAGUCAGUCAGUCAGUGAAG